CUCUACUUCGGUUAUGCCAAGUCUUGGUGGAAGUUCAGGAACGAGCCCAACGUGCUGCUCAUGCACUACAACGACAUGAGGAAGGACUUGCGCGGGGGAGUGAAAAAGAUAGCUAAGUUUGUUGACGUGGAGCUCAACGAGGAGGAGCUGGAUCGAGUGACAGAGAAGUGUGGCUUUGAUCACAUGAAGAAGAUUCAAGACAAGUUCAAUUACCUGCUAUGGGGAAAUGAUCAGUUCAAGAGUCAGGUCAUGUGUGGCACGCAUUACUGCAGGUCGGACAAGGAAGGCUCAGUGAUCCAGAAAGGAAAGGUGGGCAGUGGCAAGAACUUCUUCACG
Molecule: messenger RNA, 336 nt
Organism: Guillardia theta CCMP2712
Lineage: Eukaryota; Cryptophyceae; Pyrenomonadales; Geminigeraceae
Exons: 1
Biological process (GO): sulfation
Cellular component (GO): cytoplasm
Molecular function (GO): sulfotransferase activity
Source: RefSeq, a predicted model, not a curated record